Aureococcus anophagefferens is the source of this 13317-nucleotide messenger RNA. RefSeq lists its product as hypothetical. The transcript has 15 exons. Lineage: Eukaryota; Pelagophyceae; Pelagomonadales; Pelagomonadaceae. The record is from RefSeq and is a predicted model, not a curated record. Gene Ontology annotation, cellular component: dynein complex. Gene Ontology annotation, biological process: microtubule-based movement. Gene Ontology annotation, molecular function: ATP binding; dynein intermediate chain binding; minus-end-directed microtubule motor activity. The annotation marks the transcript as partial.
CUCCAGUCGCUCGAGGCCAUGCUGCGCACGCUCUACAGCCCCAUGCUCGCGAGCGACAGCAGGCACGUCUGGGGCGCGUCGAGCGACGAGCACAAGAACGAGUUCAUGGUCGGCGUCGAGGGCUUCGUGCGCAACGUCCAGGAGAACAUCAAGUCGCUCGGCGGCGGCCUGGAGCUGCAGCAGCCGAACCCGGACGUCGCGGACGUCGACGCCGUCACCGCGGCGGCGGACCCGGCCAUCGUGACGCACUACAUCGAGCUCCUGGAGGAGUGGUGCGCGUCCAUCGAGGUCUACCUCGGCGACACGGACCGUUCAAGAUGGGAGACGACGGACUCCGGGCCCGCGACGGAGCUCGAGUACUGGCGGCGGCGCAUGCAGCGGCUCACGUCCAUCACGGACCAGCUCAAGACGAAGCGCUGCAAGCAGGUCAUCGUAUUGCUGACGUCCGUGACGAAGCAGCCCGAGGACGCGAUGAUCAACCGGAACCACAUCCUGGGCCUCAUGCGCCGCUGGCGCCAGAUCGACGUCUGCAUCACCAAGGCCGCCAACGAGGCCAAGGACAACUCCAAGUUCCUGUCGACGCUCGAGCGCUUUCUGGAUCCGCUCCAGAGCGGCACGCCGGAGACGAUCGUCGACUCGAUCCCCGCGCUCAUGAACGCUUUAAAGAUGGUCCACACGAUCUCGCGCUUCUUCAACACGACAGAGCGCAUGACGAAACUGUUCAUGAAGAUCACGAACCAGAUGAUCCAGAGCUGCAAGCUCGCCAUCAACGGCAAGGACUCGCCGCAGAAGCUCUGGAGCCGGCCGACGGAGCCGCUGUUGGAGACGCUCGAGUCGUGCCUCCGGCUCAACGAGUUCUACCAGGAGCAGUACCGCGUGACCAAGGACAAGCUGCUGACCAUGCCCAAGGGGCGCCAGUUCGACUUCGCGGAGGCCCAGAUCUUCGGCAAGUUCGACCUCUUCUGCCGCCGCGUCAUCAAGCUCAUCGACAUGUUCUCGACGAUCCAGCAGUUCCACGCGCUCGUGGACCACAAGCUCGAGGGCAUGGAGCCGUUGCUCGUCGUCUUCGACCAGAUCAUCGUCCAGUUCAAGGAGAAGCGCCACGACCUGCUGGACUACCACAGCAACAAGUUCGACCGCGACUACGUCGAGUUCAACGUGCGCAUCGGCGAGCUGGAGACGUCGCUGCAGCACUUCAUCAACCGCAGCUUCGAGUCGAUCUCGUCCAUCGAGCAGUCCCUGAGCCUCCUGAAGAAGUACCAGUCGAUCCUCCAUCGCGAGAACCUCCGGAGCGACCUCGACUCGAAAUUCAUGAUCAUCUUCCACAACUACGGCCUCGAGCUGGCGUCGGUGCAGGAGACCUACGAGAACCACAAGCACAGCCCGCCGACGGCGCGGAACAUGCCGCCCGUCGCCGGGAACAUCACCUGGGCGCGGCACCUCCUGCGGCGCAUCGAGGACCCCAUGAGCCGGUUCCAGUCGAACUCGGCCGUGCUCGCGUCGAAGGAGUCGAAGCGCAUCGUGCGCACCUACAACAAGGUCGCGCGCACGCUCAUCGCCUUCGAGUACCUGUGGUACGAGGCCUGGUGCAAGAGCGUCGGCGCCGCGCGCGCGGGGUUGCAGGCGACGCUCAUCAUCCGCCACCCGCACAGCCAGAAGCUCUUCGUGAACUUCGACGCGCAGGUGCUGCAGCUCAUCCGCGAGGCCAAGUGCCUCACGCGCAUGGGCAUCGACAUCCCCGAGGAGUCGCGCAUGGUGCUGAGCCAGGAGGACCGGUUCAAGGGCUUCUACAACGAGCUCAAGUACGCGCUCUCCGAGUACGACCGCGUCUGCGGCCGCAUCCAGCCCCAGACGGCGUCCGUGCUGAGCCCGCACCUCCAGACGUUGGAGUGCAAGCUGCGGCCGGGCAUGGUCACGCUGACCUGGACGAGCAUGAACAUCUCCACGUACCAGGCGCAGGUGCACCUCGCGCUGCAGCAGCUCGAGGACCUCAUCACGAAGAUCAACGACCUCGUGGAGAACCGCAUCGAGAAGAAUCUCAAGAUCAUCGCGCGGACCAUCUUGGUGGAUCUCCCGGAGGACAAGUCCGUGACGCUCGACGAGUUCGUGUCCAUGCAGGAGCUCGCGGUGCGGGAGCAGACGGAGAUGCUCGUGUCGAAGAAUCUCGAAGUAGAAACGGCCGUCGAGGACCUCAUCGCCAUGCUCAAGCAGUUCCCCCUGGACCCCUCCGUGCCCGACCUGCCGGAGCCGGAGCUGUCGGCGCUCCGCGUGCACUACAACCGGAUGACGUACCAGGCGCUGCUCAACUGCGCGCGGAAUUCGCUGAACCAGAUCAAGAAGCGCGUCUGCGCGCGCGGCGGCACGGGGUUCCUGUUCGUCCAGCGGCCCUUCUUCGAGGUCGACGUCCAGCUCAGCGUGCCGUCCGUGCGGCUGUCGCCGUCGCUCGAGGACGUGCAGCGCGCGAUCAACCGGUCCGCCGUCGCCGUUUUAGGCUGCGCGAAGCGCAUGUGGGACUGGGGCCAGCUCGGCAUGCCCGACGAGCGGAAGCGGGCCUUCUUCGACCGCCUGGGCCGCGACACGGAGAUCAUCAAGGUCGCGCUGCUGCUCACGGGCGCGCUCCACGCGACGCGGAACCAGGUCGCGGAGUGCCUGGGCACGUUCAAGAAGUACGACUGGCUCUGGAAGGACGACAAGGACCUGCAGUACCGCAAGUUCGUCGAGGGCAACCCGACGAUCACGGACUACGACGUCGAGCUCCGGCGCUUCAUGGAGAUCGAGCGCGAGAUCGAGCGCAUCCCGCCGAUGCACAACAUCGGCGCGCUCACGCUCAACACGGCGAACCUCAAGCUCCAGCUCCGCGCGGAGUCGCGCCAGUGGAAGAUCCAGUACAGCGCCAAGGUCCACCAGCAGGCGCGCGAGGCCAUGUACAUCCGCGUGACGACGAACAAGCUGCACGUCGAGGUCAAGGACCUCGACAGCCUGCGCUUCGUCAUGACCAUCCUGCGCGAGAUCCGCGAGCGCGAGUCGUCCAUCGAGAUGGAGCUGACGCCCAUCCUCGACAUGUACCAGAUGCUCGAGCACUACCUUCCCGGCGGCUUGGUCGACAAGGACGAGAUGGACCAGAAGACGAUCAUGCGGCCGUCCUGGCGCAAGCUCGUCGACAUGGCCGAGGGCAUCGCCGACACGCUCUCCCAAAUCCAGGGCCAGUACAAGAAGCAGCUCAUCCUCGACGUCCGCGAGUUCGUCGCCGACUGCCGGAGCUUCCGGUCCGACUUCGAGGACAACGGGCCCCAGCAGCCGGGCAUCCCGCCCCAGGAGGCCGUCGAACGGCUGCGGCGCUACAAGGACGAGCUGGGCAUCCGCGAGCGCAAGAUGGAGAUGUACGUCGCCGGCGAGGAGCUCUUCGCGCUCCGCACGUCCAAGUACCCCGAGCUGCUGCGGACGCGCAAGGAGGUCGGGCUGCUCGACCAGCUCUACAGCCUCUACCUCGACGUCAUCCAGGCCGUCGACGGCCAGCGGAGCGUCCUCUGGUCCGACGUGCCCGGCCUGCUCCAGGGCAUGAUCGACGAGACCGCGGCCUUCGACCUGCGAUGCCGCAACAUGCCCAAGCGGCUCCGCGAGUGGCCCGCGUACACGGACCUGCGGACCAAGCUCACGGCGCGACGCCGCGACUUCCAAGAGCUUUUGCCUCUCAUCUCGGAGCUCUCGAAGCCUAGCAUCAAACCCAGGCACUGGCUAGAGCUCUUCGAGACCAUCGGAGCAAGUCUCCCCUACGACAAGGAGGCCUUCCAAUUGCAGGACAUCUUCGAAAGUCCUGUGCUUAAAUUCCGCGAACAAGCGCGCCCCCGCGUCGAGGAGAUAUGCGAGGGCGCAGAUAAACAAUUAGGAAUCGAGACGAAGCUCAACGAUCUGCGGGAGCUCUGGGCGCGGAACGCGUUCACGUUCAGCCAGUGGAAGGGCCGCGACGUCCCCAUCCUGUCCGCCUUCGGGCAGAUCAUCGACGACCUCGAGGAGGCGCAGCUCAACCUGCAGACGCUGCUCUCCAUGCGCCACGUGACGCCCUUCCGCGAGGCCGUGACGCUCCAGCUGACGACUUUGAGCGACACGACGGACACGCUCGAGCUGUGGAUCAAGGUCCAGCUGUUGUGGACGUCGCUCGAGUCCGUGUUCAUGGGCGGCGACAUCGCCAAGCAGAUGCCCCUGGAGGCGAAGAAGUUCGCCAAGAUCGACCGCGACUUCGUCAAGAUCAUGAUCAAGGCCGCGGAGACGCAGAUCGUCGUGACGUCGUGCGGCAACGAGUUGUUGCGCAACACGCUCCCCGUGCUCUACGCGGAGCUCGAGAAGUGCCAGAAGUCGCUCGAGGGCUACCUGGAGCAGAAGCGGUCCACGUUCCCGCGCUUCUACUUCGUGUCGAACCCCGUGCUCCUGCUCAUCCUGUCCCAGGGCAGCGACCCGCUCCGCAUGCAGCCCUACUACGAGAAGGUCUUCGACAGCGUCAACCAGGUGACGCACGACCGCCAGGACAAGGGCAAGAUCGUCGCGCUGAAGAACAUCUCGGGCUCCGACGAGGAGAUUGUGAAGUUAGCGACGAUCGUCCAGGCCGCGGGGUCCAUCGAGGUCUGGCUCGGCGCGCUCGUCAAGGAGAUGCAGCGGUCGCUCAAGGCGCUCUGCGAGGUCGCCGCGGCCCAGUGCGCCGAGCUGCCGCUCGCGGAGUUCAUCGACAGCAACUGCGCCCAGUUCGCGCUCCUGGGCAUCCAGUUCAACUGGACCGCGCAGUGCCAGGAGGCCUUGGACAAGUCGAAGUCGUCGAAGGGCAUCGUCGGCGAGACGAACAAGCAGCAGCUCGCCGUGCUCCAGGAGCUGUCGAGCUGGUGUUUGACGGAUUUGAAGACGAAGAUGAACCGGCGGAAGAUCGAGACGCUCGUGACGAUCCACGUGCACCAGCGCGACGUCUUCGCGGAUUUGGCGCGCAUCUUCAAGGAGCGCAAGCAGCUGGACAGUGGCGACUUCGAGUGGCUCAAGCAGGCGCGCUUCUACUGGCGCAACGACGCGCGGGACCUCCACGGCAACGCGGCCUGCGUCGUGUCCAUCUGCGACAUCGACUUCCAGUACAACUUCGAGUACCUCGGGUGCAAGGAGCGGCUCGUCAUCACGCCGCUCACGGACCGCUGCUACAUCACGCUGAGCCAGGCUUUGGGCAUGCACCUCGGCGGCGCGCCCGCGGGGCCCGCGGGCACGGGCAAGACGGAGACGGUCAAGGACCUGGGCCGCGCGCUCGGCGUUUUUGUGGUGGUCACGAACUGCACGGACCAGCAGCGCUAUACGGACAUGGCCAAGAUCUUCAAGGGCUUGUGCCAGGCGGGCCUCUGGGGCUGCUUCGACGAGUUCAACCGCAUCGAGCUGCCCGUGCUCUCCGUCGUCGCGCAGCAGGUGCUGGCGAUCACGAACGGGAAGCGCGUCGGCGCGUCGACGUUCACGUUCCCGGGCGACAGCCAGGUCAUCCAGCUCAACCUGAACGUCGGCUACUUCAUCACGAUGAACCCGGGCUACGCCGGCCGCCAGGAGCUGCCCGAGAAUUUGAAGGUCCUGUUCCGGAGCGUGUCGAUGAUGGUCCCCGACCGCGAGAUCAUCAUGAAGGUGAAGCUUUGUUCCGUGGGCUACUCCAAGUUCCCCGAGCUCGCGCGCAAGUUCAACGUGUUGUAUCGCCUGUGCGAGCAGCAGCUCUCGAAGCAGAAACACUACGACUUCGGGCUGCGCAACAUCCUGUCGGUGCUGCGGACCGCGGGGCAGACGAAGCGCGACAACCCCGAGGACGACGAGGACCUGCUGAUCAUGCGGACGCUCCGCGACAUGAAUUUGUCGAAGUUCGUCGCCCAGGACGUGCCCCUCUUCCUGAGCCUGCUGGGCGACCUCUUCCCGGCCAUCUCCAUGCCGUCGGGCGGCGGCCACGGCGACCUGCAGAAGGUCGUGUCCGGCGUCGUCGACAAGUACGGCCUCAUCAAGCACCCGUCCUGGAAUUUGAAGGUCGUCCAGCUCUACGAGACGACGCUCGUGCGCCACGGCAUCAUGAUGGUCGGCCCGCCGGGGUCCGGCAAGUCGACGAUCAUCAAGGUGCUCCAGGACGCGCUCACGGCGACGACGGGCGUCCAGAACAAGCGCGUGCGCAUGAACCCCAAGGCCAUCCGCGCGGAGGAGAUGUUCGGCGAGACGGACCGCCUCAGCGGCGAGUGGCUCAACGGCAUCUUCGCGUCCAUCUGGUCCAAGUUCAACGACCGGAGCCGCAAGGACAACACGUGGAUCAUCUGCGACGGCCCCGUCGACGCGGUCUGGAUCGAGAACCUGAACACGGUCCUCGACGACAACAAGAUUUUGACGCUGGCCAACGGCGACCGCAUCCCCAUGGCCGACACGGUCAAGCUCAUGUUCGAGGUCGAGGAUCUGCGGAACGCGUCGCCCGCGACGGUGAGCCGCGCGGGCAUCAUCUUCGUCUCCGCGUCGGAUCUGGACUGGGAGCCCGUGCUCCAGGCCUGGCUCGGCAAGCAGGCCCACGGCGACAUGCUCCGGGGCCACUUUUCCAAGUACCUGGGGAGCUGCAAGUCGCUCCGCGAGCCGGGCAUCGCCUUCGAGUUUUUACGGGGCUCCUGCGGCCAGCCGCUCGCGGUGACGCGCGUCGGAUCCGUCGAGAACACGCUCGUGCUCCUGUCCGCCCUCCUGAAGCACGCGGAGCUGUCCGAGUCGCAGGACGACGCCGACGGCGAGCUCGAGCGCCUCGUGCUCUUCGCCAUCACCUGGGGCAUCGCGGGCCUGCUCGAGGCCGAGGACCGCGCGAAGCUGUGCCGAAUUCAACCACUGUGGGACGCGUGGCUCCGCGAGGGGCCCGCGGCGUCCGCGAACACGCCGCGCGAGGUCGCCGACGGCGAGACCAUCUUCGAGUACGCCGUCAACAUGGAGACCAUGGAGUGGGAGCGCUGGAGCCCCGCGACCUUCAAGGCGCCCCGGGGCGACGUCGACGACUGGAGCUCCGUGCUCGUGCCGACGAUGGAGACGUGCCGGUCGACGGCGCUCAUGAAGUACAUGCAGGAGAUGCACCAGCCCGUGCUCCUCGUCGGCGGGUCCGGCACGGCGAAGACGUCGAACGCGCUCACGUUCUUCGACACGUUCAACGCGGACCACAUGCUCCUGAAGAAGAUGAACUUCUCGUCCGCGACGACGCCGGGCAUGUUCCAGCAGGCCAUCGAGGCCGAGCUCGACAAGCAGGGCGGCAAGAACUUCGGCCCGCCGGGGGGCAAGAAGAUGACCUUCUUCCUCGACGACCUGUCCAUGCCCGAGGUCAACGUCUGGGGCGACCAGCCGACGCUCGAGCUCGUGCGCCAGUUGAUCGAGACGUCGGGCGUCUGCUUCCUCGACAAGGACAAGCGCGGCGACUUCAAGAACAUCGAGAAGCUCCACUACGUCGCGGCCAUGGACCUGCCGGGUGGCGGCAAGAACGACGUGCCGAACCGCAUCAAGCGCCACUUCUUCACGUUCACGAUCAUCACGCCGUCCGAGGCGACGAUCGAGUCCAUCUACGGCCAAUUGUUGGGCUCGCGCUUCAACGCCAAGGACUUUGGCGGGCUCGGCGACUCGUUCCAGGGCUUCGUCGAGCGCAUGCCCGCGACGACGAUGGCGCUCUUCAAGUGGAUGCGCGCGAAGAUGCUGCCGUCGCCGACGAAGUUCCACUACACGUUCACGCUCCGGGACCUGAGCCGCCUCUUCCAGGGCGUGCUGCGCACGCCCAAGUCGACGUUCUCCGGCGACCACGUCAUCGUCCAGCUCUGGCGCCACGAGGCCGAGCGCGUCUUCGCGGACAAGCUCGUGUCGCUCGCGGACGCCCGCCAGCAGAGCUCCGCGGCGUCGCUGGGCGCCGACAUCCACGACAAGUGCAUGGAGCGGGCCCACUUCGUCGACUUUUUGCGGGACGACGAGUACGACGAGGACGGGAUCCUCGUCGCGCUCGCGCCGAAGAUCUACGAGGUCGGCGGGCCGCUCGAGAGCCUGCGGGAGCGCACGCUGGGCUUCCUGGGCCGCUACAACGAGGAGCACCCGGGCCGCAAGAUGAGUUUGAUCAUCUUCGACGACGCGCUGCUCCACCUCAUUCGCAUCUCGCGCGUCUUGGGCAUGCCGCGGGGCAACAUGAUGCUCGUCGGCGUCGGCGGCUCCGGCAAGCAGUCGCUGACGCACCUCGCGGCCUACAUGGCCGGGGCCCAGCCCUUCCAGAUCUCCUUGACGAAGACCUACAACCUGAAUUCCUUCCUCGACGACCUGCGCAUGAUGUACAAGGUCUGCGGCCAGCAGCGGCGGAAGGCGACGUUCAUCUUCACGGACGCGCAGAUCAAGGACGAGAACUUUCUGGAGCUGCUGAACUCGCUGCUCAUGACGGGCGAGAUCUCGGGCCUCUUCCCCAAGGACGAGCUCCAGAUCAUGGCCGGCGAGAUCCGCCAGUUCGCGACGAAGCGGCCCGACUACUCGGACACGCCCGACUUUCUCGUCAAGAACUUCUUCGACACGGUGCGCCAGAACCUGCACGUCGUUUUAUGUUUCUCGCCCGUCAACGCCAAGUUCGCGGACCGCGCGCGCAAGUUUCCGGGCCUCAUCAACGGCUGCGCGCUCGACUGGUUCCUGAGCUGGCCGAGCGAGGCUUUGAUCGCGGUGUCCGAGGGCUUCAUCGGCGCCAUGGAGAUCCAGUGCGAGCCGGAGACGAAGAAGAACCUCAUGCAGCACAUGGCCUUCGUGCACCACAUGAUCGUCGAGUCCUGCGACGAGUACUACAUGAAGAUGCGGCGCCGCGUCUACCAGACGCCGCGGUCCUACCUCUCGUUCCUCGCGGACUACCAGAAGGUCUACGCCGUCAAGCUCGGCGAGAUCGAGCAGAAGGCGUCGCGCGUCCAGGUCGGCCUCGAGAAAUUGCAAAAGGGCGCCGAGGACGUCGAGUCCAUGAAGCUCGUGCUCGCGGACGAGGAGGUGAAGCUCCAGAAGGCCAACGAGGCGACGACGGAGAUGCUCGGCAAGCUCCAGCAGUCGUCCAUGGAGGCGAAGAAGGAGGCCGACGCCGUCGGCAAGAUCAAGGAGUCCUGCGUCGCCGACGCGAAGCGCAUCGCCGGCGAGAAGGCCGAGGCGGAGAAGGAUCUGGCGAAGGCGCAGCCGUUCGUCGAGGAGGCGGAGCGCGCGGUCAACUCCAUCAAGCCCAACGACCUCAACGAGCUCAAGAAGCUCCAGAAGCCGUCGGACAUCAUCAAGCUGAUCUUCGACGUCGUCGGCAUCCUGAAGAUGGAGAAGCUCAACAAGCGGACGUUCCAGUUCGUCCGCGACUCGUACAAGCUCAUGCAGGGCGGGCUGCUGAGCGACGCGCGCUUCCUGCAGAACAUCUUUUAUUUUAGCAAGUACGAGAAGGACUUCAUCAACGACGAGACCAUCGAGCUCAUGGCGCCGUACGUCGAGAUCGAGGAGUACAACACGCUCGUCGCGCGCAACGCGUCCAAGGCCGCGGAGGGCCUGUGCGCCUGGAGCCGGGCCAUGGGCUCCUACCACGAGGCGUCGAAGAUCGUCAAGCCCAAGCUCGAGGCGCUGCGCAUCGCCGAGGCGCGGCUCGCGGACGCGCAGCGCGAGCUCGACAAGGCCGAGGCGAAGCUCCAGGCGUGCAUGGACGUGCUCGCGGGGCUCCAGGCCGACUUCGAGGCCCAGAUGGCCAAGAAGGAGCAGAUCGAGGCCGGCGCGCUCGCCACCCGCAAGAAGAUGGAGCAGGCGACGGCUUUGAUCGGCGGCCUCGGCGGCGAGCGCGCGCGGUGGACCGAGGACAGCCACAAGUUCGACCAGACGAAGAAGGCCCUCGUGGGCGACGUGGCCAUCGGCUGCGCCUUCGUGUCCUACUGCGGCCCCUUCAACCAGGAGUUCCGCGACUACAUCGUCCACAACCGGCUCACGUCGGACCUGAAGAAGCGCGCGGUGCCCUGCUCGCCGAGCCUGGACAUCAUCCCGCUCCUCGUCGACGUCGGCGAGAUGGGCGACUGGAACCUCGAGGGCCUGCCGACGGACCCCCUGUCGAUCCAGAACGGCAUUUUGGUGACGCGGUCGUCGCGCUACCCGCUCCUCAUCGACCCCCAGGGCCAGGCGCUGAACUGGAUCAAGUGCCACGAGGAGGCGCGGCUGCCCACCUUCGGCCCGACGUCGCUGAACAACCCGCGGCUCCGGGACCAGGUCGAGUUCACGAUGGCCGAGGGCCGCGCGCUCAUCGUCACGGGCAUCGAGGAGGAGCUCGACCCCAUGCUCGACCCCGUGCUCCAGAAGCAGGUCAUCGUCAAGGGCAAGUCCAAGUACAUCAACAUCACGGACAAGCUCUGCGAGUACCAGGACGAGUUCAUGCUCUACCUGACGACGCGGCUCCCGAACCCGACGUUCAGCCCCGAGGACCAGGCGAAGACGACGGUCGUCGACUUCACCGUGACCAUGAAGGGCUUGGAGGAGCAGCUCCUGGGCCGCGUCAUCCAGAAGGAGCAGCGGUCCCUGGAGGAGCAGCUCAACACGGUGCUCGAGGAGGUGUCGACGAACACGAAGGCGCUGUUACGAUUGGACGAGCUCCUGUUGGAGCGGCUGAGCGCGAACUCGGGCAACCUCCUCGACGACGAGGAGCUCAUCGCCGUGCUCGCGGAGACGAAAACGAAAGCCCUCGAGGUCAACGACAAGCUCAACGCGGCCGCGACGACGCGCGAGUCCAUCAACGACAAGCGCGAGCAGUACCGGCCCGCGGCGACGCGCGGCUCCGUGCUCUAUUUUACGAUCGUCGACAUGUCGCAGGUUAACGUCAUGUACCAGACGUCCCUGGACCAGUUCCAGGCCUUGUUCGACGCGGCCAUGGACCUCGCGGAGCGCGCGUCGCUCGCGAGCCGGCGCGUCGCGAACGUCAUCGACACGAUGACGUACCAGGUCUACCGCGCGAUCUCGCGGGGGCUGUACGAGAAGGACCGGCUGUCCUUCAAGCUGCUGCUCCUCUUUACGAUUUUGGUGACGGCCGAGCGCCUGAAGCCGCCGGACGUGACUUUGUUUUUAAAGGGAGGCGCGGCGCUCGACAUCAACUCGGUGCGCGCGAAGCCCAUGCAGUGGCUCACGGACACCGCGUGGCUCAACGCGAUACAGUUAUCCAACGAGAACGCCAUCUUCAAGCAGCUGCCCGAGGAGCUCAUGCGCAACGACGCGGCCUGGCGGUCCUGGUACGCGGAGAACGAGCCCGAGGCGCGCGACAUCCCAAUGUACGAGACGCGGUUCACCGCGGACAAGGCGUCCAUCGGCCAGUUCUCGCGCAUGCUCCUCGUGCGCGCGCUCCGCGAGGACCGCACGAUCUUGUGCGUCAACGACUUCAUCCGGGGCAUGGAGACGCUGGACGUGGGCGGCUUCAAGCUGCCCGCGCUGGGGCCCAAGUACGUGCAGCCCAUCAACGAGACCAUCGAGAUGAUCUUCCCGAACAUGUCGCCGCCCGUGCCCGUCAUCUACCUCUUGAGCGCCGGCGCGGACCCGACGGACUCGGUAGAGACGCUGGCGCGGAAGAAGAAGAAGGUCGUGACCUGCGUGUCCAUGGGCGAGGGCCAGGAGCCCGUCGCGCUCCGGGCGAUCAACAACGCGACGGUGAACGGCGACUGGGUGCUGCUCCAGAACUGCCACCUGGGCCUGCCCGAUCAUCUCUCGGAACGGCCUCGAAGCGUGGGUGCUGUUUCCGGAACGCGCGCGCGCGGCACACUCACGCUCUUCAUCACGACGGAGCCGCACCCGAAGUUCCCCAUCGGGUUGCUCCAGCUCGCGAUCAAGGUCACGAACGAGCCGCCGUCGGGCCUGCGGGCGGGCCUCAUGCGGUCCUACACGGUCAUCAUCGACCAGGACCGCAUGGAGCGCAUCGAGACGGCCCAGUGGCGGUCUUUAGUCUACGCGCUCUGCUUCCUCCACUCCAUCGUGCAGGAGCGGCGCAAGUACGGGUCCAUGGGCUGGUGCAUCCCCUACGAGUUCAACGACGGCGACCUCAACGCGUGCCUCACCUUCCUCGAGCGCCACCUCUUCCACGGCCAGCUGUCCUGGCCCACGCUCCAGUACAUGGUCUCCGAGGUCCAGUACGGCGGCAAGAUCACGGACGAUCUGGACCGGCGGCUCUUCAAGACCUACGGCGAGACGUGGCUGACGCUGGCGACGACGAAGCCCGGCUUCAAGUUCAACCCGGAGCAGACGCUCCAGAAGCUGCCCGACGACUUCGUCUACUCCGUGCCCGCGGGCGACACGUUCGACGACUUCGCGGCGUUCACGCGGACGUUCCCCGAGGUCGACAGCCCCGAGGUCUUCGGGCUCCAUCCCAACGCGGACCUCACCUUCCGGAACAAGGAGGUGCAAAAUUUAUUGAACACGAUCCUGGAGACGCAGCCCAAGUCGGGCAACGUCGGCGGCGGCCGGACGCGCGAGGACGUCGUCUACGAGAAGUGCGAGGAGACGCUGUCGCAGAUGCCGGCGGACUACGUCGAGGAGGACUCCAUGCGGUCCCUGGACCUGAGCCAGCCCCUCGACGUGUUCCUGGCCCAGGAGGUGCAGCGGUUCCAGCUGGUGCUCGACGACGUCCGCGCGGAGCUCGGGACGAUGCUCGGCGCGAUCCGCGGCGAGGUCGUCAUCACGAAGCAGAUCAUCGACGCCAUCAACAGCGUCUACGACGCGCGCGUGCCCCACUUCUGGACCUACAACCCCGCGGGCGACGAGAUCUCGUGGCUCGCGCCGACGAUCGGGUUGUGGGUCUCGGGCCUCGCCGCGCGCGACAAGCAGCUCCGGGACUGGCUCGGCGCCAAGGGGCGGCCGAAGACCUACUGGUUCCCGGGCUGGUUCAACCCGGCGGGGUUCCUCACGGCCGUGCAGCAGGAGGUGACGCGCGCGCACGCCGCGGACAAGUGGGCGCUCGACGGCGUCGCGCUCAACUCCGAGGUCACCGAGUACGACCGCGUGGAGCAGGUGCGCAACCCGCCGCCCGAGGGCGUCUACAUCUCGGGGCUCUUCCUCGACGGCGCGACCUGGGACAAGUCCGUGAACUCGCUCGCGGAGUCCGCGCCCAAGGUCCUCUUCUGCGACAUGCCCAUCCUCUUCGUGACGGCCGUGACGAAGAGCCAGCGCAAGGGCGCGGACCUCGGGCCCUUCGGGGGCUUCGUCUGCCCGGUCUACAAGUACGUCAAGCGCACGGACAAGUACAUCAUCUUCUCCGUGACCCUCGCGUGCCAGCAGAAGCCCGAGCACUGGAUCCUCCGCGGCGUCGCGCUCCUCUGC